Molecule: messenger RNA, 715 nt
Organism: Paramecium sonneborni
Lineage: Eukaryota; Ciliophora; Oligohymenophorea; Peniculida; Parameciidae
Source: the annotation of a GenBank genome assembly
AUGUAGUUUUCUAAAAAUGAUGUCUUUUGGGGUAAAAUUUAAGGUUAUCCUUAUUGGCCAUGUACCAUAGCUUAUGAUAGACCAGACCAACAAAAAUGUAGAGUCUUUUUCUUCGGAGAUAAUGAACAGUUUAUUUGUAAAUUUAUUCUAGAGGUGAACUUAAAUAUUAAGAUCUGAAACCUUUCGAAGAAUAUUUUGAACACUAUUGUACUUAAGCCAAAAAGAAUAAUAAUCUCAAAGUCGCUAUUGAAUAAGCUUUAAGUAAAGAAAGUCAUAAAUAUCUCUUACCUUCUUAUGAAAGUAUAAUUCAAUACUAAUUUACCAGAAAUAGUUCGAGGUAUCAAUCAUUCUAAAGUCCCAGAACAAAAAAUUAAUAAAAACAUUCCUGAAAUUAAGGUGGCGCCAUAAAAACAAUAAUAACCAAAAAAAAUAGAAAUUUUUAUCUAAAAACAUUUUAAAGAUGUAAAAGGGGAAGCUAUUAAUCAAAUCCUUGAAAAAUGCAAUAAUAAUCAAAAAAAGGUAGUUAAAGCUAUUAAAGUAAAGUAAUUUAUUAAUAAAGGCUUAUUCUUCACUAUAAGCAGGAAUAAUUAAUAAAAUAUUUAAUUUAGAGACAUUCUAAAAUUAUUAUGAUUCCUCUAUCAAUACCUCAAAGAAUGAAAAUUACUCGAUACUUGAUAAUUUGCUUGAUCCAAGUGAAAUUAAAAUAUUCUUUUGA